Messenger RNA from Sorex fumeus (smoky shrew), 1809 nucleotides. It is a transcript of the gene GGT5, whose product is annotated as gamma-glutamyltransferase 5. Gene Ontology annotation, molecular function: leukotriene-C(4) hydrolase activity; glutathione gamma-glutamate hydrolase. NCBI's taxonomy places the organism in Eukaryota, Metazoa, Chordata, Mammalia, Eulipotyphla, Soricidae. Gene Ontology annotation, cellular component: plasma membrane. The record is from RefSeq and is a predicted model, not a curated record. Gene Ontology annotation, biological process: inflammatory response; leukotriene D4 biosynthetic process; glutathione catabolic process.
CCCAGCUGUGGAGCCAUGGCCCCGGGCCGCAGGGCCACGGUCAUCUCGGUCCUGCUGGGGCUGGGGGUGGCCCUCGCCGUCAUCGUGUCCGCCGUGGUCCUCUCCCGACGCCGCAGUCCCUGUGGUCCUCAGGCCUUUGCCCGCGCGGCUGUUGCUGCAGAUUCCAAGGUCUGCUCGGACAUUGGACGGGCGGUCCUGCAGCAGCGCGGCUCUCCUGUGGACGCGGCCAUCGCUGCGCUGGUCUGUACCGGAGUGGUCAACCCUCAGAGCAUGGGCCUGGGGGGAGGAGUCAUCUUCACCAUCUACAACGCCAGCACAGGGAAGGUGGAGGUCAUCAACGCCCGGGAGACAGUGCCCGCCAAGACCUCCCCAGGGCUGCUGGAGUGGUGUAAGCAGGCACAGCCACUGGGCAAAGGGGUCCGCUGGAUCGGGGUCCCCGGGGAGCUCCGCGGCUACGCCGAGGCCCACCGGCGCCACGGCCGCCUGCCCUGGGCGCAGCUGUUCCAGCCCACCAUCCGGCUGCUCCGCGGCGGCUUCCGCUUGCCUGCCGUGCUCAGCCUGUUCCUGAACAGCACCCAGCUGCGGCCCUUCCUGCAGGAAUCAUCCCUGAGGCAGCUCUUCUUCAACGGCACAGAGCCCCUCCGGGCUGGAGACCCCUUCUCAUGGCCUGCACUGGCCACCACCCUGGAGACCGUGGCCAAGGAGGGCCCGGAAGCAUUCUACUCUGGGAGACUGGGCCAUGCACUCCUGGAGGACAUUGCCAAGGAAGACACUCAGCUGACCAUGCAGGACCUGGGGUCCUUCCAGCCUGAGGUGGUGGACGCCCUGGCCAUGCCCCUGGGGGAGUACACGCUGUACUCCCCGCCACCACCCGCAGGGGGCGCCAUUCUCAGCUUCAUCCUCAAUGUGCUUCAAGGCUUCAACUUCUCCUCUGAGUCUGUGGCCAGGCUGGACGGGCGCGUGGACUUGUACCACCGCCUCGUGGAGACGCUCAAGUUUGCUGAGGGGCAGAGAUGGCGCCUUGGGGACCCUCGCGUCCACCGGGAGAUCCUGAACUCCUCCCACGAACUGCUGGAGGAGGCUAUGGCCCAGAGCAUCCGGAAGCUGAUUGAUGACCGGGGUGACCACCCGGGCUCCCACUACAACCUGACCAGGCUCUGGGCCCCCCGCAUGGGCACCGCCCACGUGUCUGUGCUGGGGGAGGACGGCAGUGCCGUGGCGGCCACGAGCACCAUCAACACUCCCUUUGGGGCGAUGGUGUACUCCCCGAGCACUGGCGUCCUCCUCAACAAUGAGCUCCUGGAUCUGUGCUGGAGGCACUCACCACUGGGUGCCACCCCCAAACCCGGUGAGGGGGCCAGCUGGGCCUGCAGGGGAGACAGCGAUGGGGGGGCCGCUGGGGCCUGGUGUGACACUGUGGCCUCAGUUCCAGGUGAGAGGCCCCCUUCGUCCAUGGUGCCCUCCAUCCUGAUCAGCAGAGCCCGGGGGGCCAAGCUGGUGAUCGGCGGGGCUGGUGGGGAGCUCAUCAUCCCGGUGGUGGCCCAGGCCAUCAUGAACAAGCUGUGGCUUCGCCAGGACCUGCAAGAGGCCAUCAAGACCCCCAUCGUCCAUGUGAACAGCCAAGGCCUCGUGAGCUACGAGCCCGACUUCAACCAGGAUGUACAGGUGGCGCUCCAGGCGCGCGGGCAGACCAAGAUCAAGAGGGACCUCUUCCUGAACGUGGUGCAGGCCGUGUUUCAGGAGGGCGCCUGUGUGUACGCCGCCUCGGACCCCAGGAAGCUCGGGGAGGCCUCAGGCUACUGAGCCCCU